Symbiodinium sp. CCMP2592 is the source of this 1710-nucleotide messenger RNA. NCBI's taxonomy places the organism in Eukaryota, Dinophyceae, Suessiales, Symbiodiniaceae. The record is from the annotation of a GenBank genome assembly.
AUGAACGAGUAUGAGUACAUUUAUAUGAAGAAGCGGAAGGACUUUGGCCGAUACUGCAAUUUCGACACUGUCGAGGCAAAGAUCCUGGGACAGGUGGACCAGCAGCCGCAAUGUGGCGACAUGUACGUAGAGCAGACCAUCAUCAACGCGGUCUUUCACAACAUUCCGGAAUUCUCGGAGCACUCUGUGAACACGGCCCGCGUCAAGACCUUUGCAAGGGUGAUGACGCACGUGGAAGGUGGCUGGCCAAAGGAGAUUGACUAUAGCGAGGCACAGGAUACGUUGAAGUACCGCAAGCGGCUGGAGAAGGACCCGGCCUACAUCAGCGCCGUGAGGCAGCUCACGAAGCAAACUGUGCCAUGCCUAGAGAUGAACAACACCAUCGACUUGUUUCAGAUCUAUUUUCAGGAUGAGGAGCCGGACCACAUGCCGGAGAUUCUCAACCUGAAGACGAUCGCGCUCUUCAAGGACCCCUCGGAUGAAGCACGGAGUGUCACAAAGAUUGGUUGGCACCCCGAAGGCCCUACCAAGUUGGUGGGCUCGUACUCGAAUCUUCGAUUCCAGCGUAUGUCUGAGGAUAUGCCCAUGGCAUCGUACAUCUGGGAUAUCUCAGAACGCAAUGAUCCGCUGAUGGAGCUGCGGGCAAUGUCCCCGCUUAUUUGCUGCCAGUACAAUCAGAAGAAUGCGGACUGGCUCCUGGGUGGUAGCUACAAUGGGCUCAUCAAUCACUACGAUCUGCGCAAGGGCCCCUCACCGUGCAUGAAGUCCUCAGUGGAGGUGGGCCACUACGAUCCAGUUUAUGACGUAGUUUGGCUCCAGAGCAAGACCGGCACGGAGUGUGCCUCCGUUUCCUCAGACGGCCGCCUGCUUUUCUGGGACGUGCGAAAGUUGAGCGAGGUACAGGACGAGUGCGUGCUCAACGAUGGGAACAAGGAGCACCCAAAGACAUUAGGCGGCGUCUCCCUGGAAUGGAUGCAGGAAGCCGGGCCGACGAAAUUCUUGGUUGGCUCCGAGCACGGUAUCAUUUUGUCCUGCACGAAACGACCGAAGAAACAGGUGGAAAUCGGAACCUGGUUCGGGUCAGAGGACCGCGGCGGCUACGGCAAGCAUUUCGGCCCAGUGUAUGCUGUGAAGCGCAAUCCCUUCCAUGUGAAGUUCUUCCUCAGCGUGGGCGACUGGUGCGGCAAGAUGUGGAUGGAAGAGCUCAAAGGCCCAAUGCUCCAGACGCCAUACUACCCGGCCUUCAUUAGUGCAGCGGGUUGGAGCCCAACUCGGGCUGGCGUUUUCUUCCUUGCACGUCAAGACGGUCGCCUAGACGUGUGGGACUACUUCUACCGAAUGAAUGAGGUGGCCCUCACACAGCAAGUCUCCGAUCGCGCACUUACGUCUCUCAACAUCCAAUCACAGGGGCGAUUGGCAGCCGUCGGAGAUGCGGGAGGUGUCAUCACCUUGCUGCAGCUUUGCGAUGGUCUCGUCGACCCAGGCCCCAACGAGAAGAACUUGAUUGGCAUGAUGCUGGAUCGUGAAACCAAGCGCGAGAAGAGCUUAGACCAGAUCAAGAAACAGGGAGGCGUCGCGAAGAAGGACGACAAGGACGGAGCCGGAGGCAUGACCAUCGACAAGACGAAAUACCAGGAACGGGAGAAGGCAUUCUUCACCGAGCUUAACAUGACCGGCGAAGACCUAGGAACCACGCUUCCAGCACGCUAA